UCGCAUGCAACCACGUCGUCGGCGAAUGAGGACGAGGCAGGGCAGACAAAGCAGGCAGUGAAUCACGCCUGUUAGUCCCGAUAUCUAGCCCUUCCUUCGGGUCGCUCUAGAUGCCGCUUUUCGAUGGACCGACCGGUGGUGUCCCAGAUAUGGCUUAGCAGUGUCUACUGUCUGUUGUUGUUGCUGUUGCGCUUCAAGUGUUCGUACAUGCAUACACAUAUGCAAGUGCUUAUACAUGUAUGUACGUUGGAGAUGGACGAAAGCUUGCGAGGUGGCGUUGGUAUUUAUUUACUUGUCGGUUGGCUGAGGCGGACGAAUCGGGCCGUGCGGGCUCUCUUAUGUAGGUAUGUAAAGGUAGGUAUGGGCUGCAGCUGGAUGCAAAAGUCCGUCGUGGUGGUGCUUUGUCUGAGAGCAAGGAGAUGCAGAUCAGAAACAAAAGCAGCUGAUGGGAUAGCGCGGAUGGAUGCACGAUUGAUGCAGAAUACGGAUCAUUCCAAAUCUCUCCUCGAGAGCUCGGCAGCAAGAAAAAUAGUUGGCUCGUUCUCAUCCAGUUACCACACCCACGUUAUUACGAAGAGGGAGGGGGGGAGGCAGAGAAACCAGGAUGAGCGUGACUCGAUUCCGUUAAGACAUAAACGCCAUCCUCGCUAUUAACCUAGGAGGGGCUGCCCAUCGCCGGGCGUUAUGAACCAUCGCAGUGUCUCUCAUGGUCAUGCGUUCCAAAUCUUCCGUGAACCAUCUACCGUUCUGGCCACGCGGUCAUGUAAGGCACCGGUUCCAGAGGUCAGCCACGAUGGCGAUGACGAUGACGACUCUGGAAGCCCUGCUUCUUCUCCUUUCUCAUAUAUUCUCUAGGCUCCGCUAUAUCGUGGCGAUGCUACACGCGUUGGUUAAGCUGAAGCUGAAGAGGCAGCUAGGCAGAUCAGGUCAGGUCAGGUCAGGCACGGAUUGCAAUGGGUGUGGUGUACACGGAACACGGAGAACGGAAUACGGAGCAACAGCGCUGCAACCAACUCACUUAGACCGUCUAUCG
This is a messenger RNA of Trichoderma harzianum CBS 226.95, 1033 nucleotides long. RefSeq lists its product as hypothetical. Bases 124 to 654 code for a protein of 176 amino acids. The record is from RefSeq and is a predicted model, not a curated record. Lineage: Eukaryota; Fungi; Ascomycota; Sordariomycetes; Hypocreales; Hypocreaceae. The transcript is spliced from 3 exons.